This is a messenger RNA of Cryptococcus deneoformans JEC21, 726 nucleotides long. RefSeq names its product ribosomal protein, putative. Gene Ontology annotation, molecular function: structural constituent of ribosome. Gene Ontology annotation, cellular component: ribosome; mitochondrial large ribosomal subunit. The record is from RefSeq and is a predicted model, not a curated record. Gene Ontology annotation, biological process: translation. NCBI's taxonomy places the organism in Eukaryota, Fungi, Basidiomycota, Tremellomycetes, Tremellales, Cryptococcaceae. The transcript has a single exon. The coding region runs from base 140 to 529 and encodes 129 amino acids.
CUGGUUUCGAACAGACACAACAACAUCCCUACAAAUCCACAUCGAAGCUCUGAAAACACGCAUAUCAGAGCAAAAGCACCAACUAAGCCUACCAAACAACCACAUCUCGCGAAAAAAAGCGCACAAAAGCACCCACAAAAUGCCCCGUCUCGCUCGUGUUCUUGCCGUACCUCUCCCACCCCGAGCACGCCUCGCUCCCCUCUCCCUUCCUCGUGCAACCCUCUCCGCACCCGCACCUGCACCCCAAUCUUCCAUCCUCUCUUCUCUACGCACGCCCACAUCCACAUUCGUCGCUUCUCGCCCUAUGGCACUUUCAUCACCACCCAUUCCCACCCACAUCCUUCCUUCUUUGCCGGCGUUCUCUCCACUCGGUGCGCUUCGACAUGUUGCCAUGGGCGCCUUCUACCAACCUUCCCAGAGAAAGAGGAAGAACAAGCACGGGUUCUUGAGUAGGCUUAAAGGGGGCAAAAAUGGGAGGAAGACGUUGCUGAGGAGGUUGUUGAAGGGAAGGAAGUUUUUGAGCCAUUAGGAGGUUGAAAGAUGCUAGGGACUGUUGAAGGCUGUCUACAUGUAUGAGGACGUGGAGAGAUCUUGGGGUUUACUGCUCAUACAAAGCUAUAUAUGAUUCAUAAAAAGGCAUUUACAAACGUGGGUAUAAAUUCCCCUGAUGACCUUGCGAAGUAUCGUUACUGCUGCUUAGCACACAUCAAAACUCAUUUCACACUG